Messenger RNA from Caenorhabditis auriculariae, 1826 nucleotides. NCBI's taxonomy places the organism in Eukaryota, Metazoa, Nematoda, Chromadorea, Rhabditida, Rhabditidae. The record is from the annotation of a GenBank genome assembly.
AUGCAAAAAAGGUACGCCUUCUGCGCCCUUUUGUUGGUUAUUUCUUCUUUGUUGGCUUCGGAAGAGGUCGAGGAAGAAGAUGAAGGUGGGUUUAUGAUGAAUUCACGGUCUUUUCUCACUCCGAUCUCAUUCUCUCCAAGUUUUAUAAGUGUUGUAUAGUGUAGAAACGAUCUUUAACACUCCUUGUAGUAUAUAUUUGUUACGCGGAGUGUUAAAGAUCGUUUUUACACUAUACAACAAUAAGAAAGCCUUAGAGUACGCAAUCCGUUUACAAUCCGAGCGGCUUUGCUAAUCUUUUUUGUCGGGAAGUCAAGAAUUAAAGAGAUCAGAUGUAAUCAUUUCUGGCUACACGAACUCGUGAUAAAGCUUUGCAAAAUCUUAUCAAAACAUUUGCAAAGUGCAGGUGAAGGGCACGAACAUCGAGGUUUACACUUGUUCCAGUAGAUCUCAGCUCUCUGAACUUAAUUCGAAGCGUUCUUCUCAAAUUGCUAUCGACGUUUAAAUGAGAAAAAAAAUGCGCUAAAAAAACAAGUGAAAAAAAAUCUUCAAGUGUUUUGUUCGAAAAAGUCAAAUUUGAGUAUAUUUUUCAAAUUUUCUUCUUGAGUGAAGACAGAGAUUCGUAAGACGUGCGAAACGCUAAAUUCUCACGAAAAAAACUUGAUCGACCCGCAAAUCUCAUUAUUGUCAAGCUGCCUGAAAGCAUGGAGGUUGCCUCAGGCUCUUGCACUUAUUUCCAGCCAUGUUUCGAAUUUUUUUUUUUCAAUUGCUUGUUUCAAUAAUCUGCAAUUGAAAACAAGAAAAUCUGAUUUGAAACGGGUUCUGUUUGCAAGGAACUGGAUGAAAAAUGGAAAAAAAUUUUUUUACUGAAACAGAACUAUAAAUUGAAUAUUCAGUUAUGGCAUGAGAUUCAUUGUGAAAAAAACUGAGAGAGUGCAGAAUUAACGCAAAAUAAUCCAUUUAAGGAAUUUUUCCGAAAUUGGAAGCCUGAAGCUUUCUUUGUGUUUGUAAUUCUCACUCAUCGAAAAUUGCGGACUUGAAAUACAGUAUGACACUCGGACGAGCUUUGUUGAUUUUUUUCCAAAGUGCCUUUUUUUCUAAUUUUUCUUAUUUCAACUCUUUAUGAUACAAAGGAAAGUUUUUGUCCUUAAUGUAUCACCUGAGGAUUUCGCAUUUGAAUUUUUCUAAGUGGCCAAAAUAUUUUAGCUGGAAAUUUAUUAUGGCGCAUUUUUUCAUGACUUUUGGUUUAGUCAGUUUUUAAAGCUCAAUUUCAAGUUUGGCCUUUGAAGGGAAUAGAUCUGAUUGCUGAAAAACUUUUUUUAAAUUGGUUUGCUGUGAUCUUUGUGAAUAAUUGGGAAAUUGGGAAUUUCAAACAAAACGAUAAUUAUUCAAACUCCGAAACUUUUAAGAAACGGAAUAAAGCUGAAAUGUUUCAGAGAAGCCGCACGUUGCAUGGGUUCCUAUUGUCAAACGCGACAAGAACAUUUCCGCCGCCAUCGGCGAGUCUCUGACGGAAGUCGAGGAAGAAAAGCUUGAGCGCAUUGGAAAAAUGUUAGCGGUACGUUUUCCUCUUCCUUCUCUUUUCAAAUUGAUUCUGAAUGAAUAAAGCUUAUAAAAUUCGGAAUUAUAGUUCUUUUGGCUUUUUUUUCUUUUUAUUGUAACUAAAGUUUUUUUUGUUUCAGGAAUCGUAUGACAAAAUGGACCGCGACGCCAACGAAGGCGAAACCAAAAUAAAAGAGAAAAUCAUCGGAAAAGCUACCAAUGCCUCACCUGUCCAUUUUGUAUCAUUUUUCUCUGUUUUCAGUUGUAUCUUGCCAUUUAUGCGCUGA